AUGGGUGAUGGUGAGAGUGCGAAAGGAGUGGAGAGGGAAUGUAAACCCGGCCAGGCUCCCCGCUGCCCCUCCGUGUCCCCCAGUGCCCAGCCCGGGACACACCCCGGCCAGAGCCAGCUGUUUGCAGACCUGAGCCGAGAGGAGCUGACGGCUGUGAUGAGCUUCCUGACCCGGCAGCUAGGGCCAGGCCUGGUGGAUGCAGCCCAGGCCCGCCCCUCGGACAACUGCGUCUUCUCGGUGGAGCUGCACCUGCCCCCCAAGGCCGCAGCCCUGGCCCACCUGGACAGGGGGAGCCCCCCACCUGCCCGGGAGGCACUGGCCAUCGUCUUCUUUGGCGGACAACCCCAGCCCAACGUGAGUGAGCUGGUGGUGGGGCCACUGCCCCGGCCCUCCUACCUGCGGGACGUGACGGUGGAGCGUCACGGGGGCCCCCUGCCCUACCACCGCCGCCCCGUGCUGAGGCGAGAGUACCUGGACAUAGACCAGCUGAUCUUCGGCAGAGAGCUGCCCCAGGCUGCCGGGCUCCUGCACCACUGCUGCUUCUAUAAGCGCUCAGGACAGAACCUGGUGACGGUGACCACGGCCCCCCGGGGCUUGCAGUCAGGGGACCGGGCCGCCUGGUUUGGCCUCUACUACAACAUCUCAGGGGCUGGGUUCUUCCUGCACCCCGUGGGGUUGGAGCUGCUGGUAGACCACAAGGCUCUGGACCCUGCCCGCUGGGCCAUCCAGAAGGUGUUCUUUCAAGGCCGCUACUAUGAGAGUUUGGCCCAGCUGGAGGACCAGUUUGAGGCCGGCCUGGUGAACGUGGUGCUGAUCCCAGACAAUGGCACAGGUGGGUCCUGGUCCCUCAAGUCCCAGGGGCCUCCCGGUCCGGCUCCUCCUCUGCAAGUCCAUCCCCAGGGCCCCCGCUUCAGUGUGCAGGGGAGCCGGGUGACCUCCUCGUUGUGGACUUUCUCCUUUGGCCUUGGAGCUUUCAGCGGCCCCAGGAUCUUUGACAUCCGCUUCCGGGGAGAACGACUAGCUUAUGAGAUCAGCCUCCAGGAGGCCUUGGCCGUCUAUGGUGGAAAUUCCCCUGCAGCAAUGCUGACCCGCUAUAUCGAUGGCAGCUUUGGCCUGGGCAAGUACUCCACUCCCCUGACCCGGGGGGUGGACUGCCCCUACCUGGCCACCUACGUGGACUGGCACUUCCUGCUGGAAUCCCACACCCCCAAGACAACACGUGAUGCCAUUUGUGUGUUUGAACAGAACCAGGGCCUCCCCCUGAGGCGACACCACUCAAAUUUCUACUCCCAUUAUUUUGGGGGCCUUGCAGAGACAGUGCUGGUGGUCCGAUCUGUGUCGACCUUGCUCAAUUAUGACUACCUGUGGGAUAUGGUCUUCCAUUCCAGUGGGGCCAUAGAAGUCCGACUCCACAUCACCGGCUACAUCAGCUCAGCGUUCCUCUUUGGUGCCGCCCGAAGGUACGGGAACCAGGUUGGGGAGCAAACGCUGGGCACCGUCCAUACCCACAGCGCCCACUUCAAGGUGGAUCUGGAUGUAGGAGGACUGGAGAACUGGGUCUGGGCUGAGGACAUGACCUAUGUCCCCACGCCGGUGCCCUGGAGCCCCAAGCACCAGAUGCAGAGGCUGCAGGUGACCCGGAAGCUGCUGGAGACCGAGGAGCAGGCCACCUUCCCCCUGGGAGGCGCCCCCCCCCCGCUACGUGUACCUGGCCAGCAAUCACAGCAACAAGUGGGGUCACCCGCGGGGCUACCGCAUCCAGCUGCUCAGCUUUGCUGGGGAGCCACUGCCGCAGAACAGCUCCUUGGAGAGAGCCUUCAGCUGGGGGAGGUGAGUGGCGGGGUUUUUUCCUUGGCCAACUGA
This is a messenger RNA of Leptonychotes weddellii (Weddell seal), 1863 nucleotides long. NCBI's taxonomy places the organism in Eukaryota, Metazoa, Chordata, Mammalia, Carnivora, Phocidae. The record is from RefSeq and is a predicted model, not a curated record.